Astyanax mexicanus (Mexican tetra) is the source of this 5588-nucleotide messenger RNA. RefSeq names its product calcium channel, voltage-dependent, gamma subunit 6a (gene cacng6a). Gene Ontology annotation, molecular function: calcium channel regulator activity. The coding region runs from base 1288 to 2091 and encodes 267 amino acids. The transcript is spliced from 5 exons. The record is from RefSeq and is a predicted model, not a curated record. NCBI's taxonomy places the organism in Eukaryota, Metazoa, Chordata, Actinopteri, Characiformes, Acestrorhamphidae. Gene Ontology annotation, cellular component: membrane; L-type voltage-gated calcium channel complex. Gene Ontology annotation, biological process: regulation of calcium ion transmembrane transport via high voltage-gated calcium channel.
CUGAGCUGACACACUAUAUUUUAUGGCCACAACAUCAAUAGAAGGACACUUGCCUUGUGAGCGCACAUUACUUGCAUUUUGCAUAGCAUCUUUAUAUAGCUUCUUUAAAUAGAUGGACAUUAGCUGUGAGUUGUCUUCUUGGAUGACCUGGAUCAUGGGCUCAAGGGCAUUCCUGCGAUUAAAUCAGAAUCAUACUGUGUCUUUUUUUAAAUUAUUAUUUACUAUUUUUAUUCGAUUGCUAAUUAAAUAUUCUACGCUUGUUGCUAAUUUUAUGUGCUGUUCAUUGUGUUUGAGCUGAUUACAGCCGAAGGAAUACGUAAUAACUUUAUUUACUGUUUAUUUAAAUAGUGUUAUGUGAAUGUAUAAUUAGGUGGCUUAUUUUAACAUUGUUGAAGUGUUAGAAUGUUUACAGAAUGCUAAAGUGAAAUUUGCCAGCUCGGAUUAUGACCCAGGAAUCCGUUUCCCACUCUGCCCAUAGAGGCUCGUGUCCACGUCUGCUGACCCCGACUCUGGAGCGCUCCCUCGUUCACUCGCUCCCUUUUUUAAUGUCAUUAACAGGUGGCUGUCCAAAAUAGAAAUGAGAAACGCACACUCCAAACCACAUACACACACACACACUGAGCCAACAUGGAGACAGUGUGCACAAAAAUGAACCAACACAUUCAAGUGCACAUCAAGAGUGAGGUAACGACUGACUGACAGGUACUGCAACCCAAUGCAAGCAGGCUUAGAACACUAGUGGCCUUGCCAUGGCUGUGCUGGCAUGGAGGGGGCUGGAUGUGUAAUCGAUCACACACACACACACACACUACACACAAACACACACACUACACACACAUACGCACACCAUACCAGUUUGCCAGCUUGGCCUCCUCCCUCUUUUGCCCUCCCUCUCCCCCCUCCCUGUCCCUCUGUCUUGUUUCUCCAGGCGCAGAGAAAAGAUUUCCUCCCUCGAUCCGACUGAGCCCCUCACGCCCAACAGAUACAUUAGAUUUACCACCACCCCUGUUCAUGUGAAUCUCCUUUGCCGCUGUCCUUUGGAACCUUCAAACUAUGAACCUCCUGAAAAUAACCCCAAUGUCACAGUGCAGAGCCCACACCUUCACUUAUGUCCUCAAAUCCUUGUUGUUCUAGCUAACUCUCAAGAGACUGACCAACACUUCCACUCUUUAGCCACUAUCUGUGGCCCCACUGCCCUCCCUUCUUCACAUCCCCCAUCAGAGUGUCUUCAGAACUGUCACAUCAAGAAGCCAGUCCGUCUAAAAUUGCCUUUCUCCACCCUCCACCAUGUGGUCCACCUUCAUCGUGCAGGAUGAGGACAGCAGGGCGGCGGCCGGAUCUGGAGGAGGUCUGGCAGGAAUGAUGGGAAUGAGAAGCGGAGGCAAGCGCAGGACGAGAGCGACCACGUCGGCCCUAAGCGAGACUCAGGAGGGUAAGAUCAAGCUGGCCUUUUUCUUGGCCAUGGUGGGCAUCACGCUCACCGUGCUCGGGGUGGGUACAGAGUUCUGGGUGGAACUGGCACAAUCCAGGGGAUUUUACAACAAUCAGACGUGCCUGGUGGGGCACUACGGGCUAUGGAAAGCCUGUACCAAGACGCUCUGGCUGGUGGAUGUCAGUCCGGAGCGAGAAUGCUGUGGGCCUGUGGAUCUACCUGGAGAAUCAAACUGUACAUACUUCAAGUUCUACACCACUGGAGAGAACACAGUCCUGUUUCAGAAAAUACCAGCCAAAAAUUUGACUGUAAUGUCUGCAAUGAUUGCCAUCGUCGGGCUUUUUCUGAUGCUGAUGGGAGCUGUAUGCAUCAUCAUGGCAAUAAGCAAAGGAGUGCAGUUUUUCCUAAAGCCAGCCUCUGUCUGUUUUAUACUAUCAGGUGUCCUACUCUUCCUCUGCCUCAUCGUUUUCCACCAGUCGGUUCUGUCGUUCUUGGAAAGUGACCACUCGGUACUUUUGCAUCAUGAACUGUCAUGGUCAGUGUCAUGUCUGGGAUGUGCAGGGGCCAUGCUCGUUCUGGCAGGAGCUUUAUUCCUUCUCAUAGCUCUUCCAUACAGUCCUUGGGAAAAGUGUCUGCCUUCCAAGAACAAUGGCAGUUAAUGAUGUGCAGGAAGAAAAACAGUUUUUUAAGCUUGUUUUAUAUGGAUAAUAGUAACAGUUUUUUUAUUUACAUUGUUUAUUAUGUUUGUGUUUUUGUGUUAUUGUGACUGAUGCAAUAAUUCAUAAUUAAUACAGCACAGACUAUUCAGGAAUAGAAAAAUGAACUACUAAAAAUAUGAGUAAUAAUGAGUACUUUUUCUUUUUCUUAAAUUUUACCAAAUCAAUUAUAAACGGGUGGAGUCAUAUUUUAUACUUGAGCAAAAGUAGUAAAAAGUACUUAUGACAGAAUGUAAUUGACACUAGUUAAGAUGUUAUUAAUCAAUAAUCAUUAAAUAUUUGUAACUAAUGCUUUAAUUCAAUGUUAUUUACAGCACUGAGCAUUAAAUUAAGCAUUAUUGUGUAAUGAUUACUAAUAUCUUAAUUAGUGUCAAAUAAUAAUUCGUUUACACAUUAUUUAAGCAUUUAACAAUGUUUAUUACUGUCAUAAUUACUGUUAUUUGUGCUCCUUGUUGUAAACUGUACCUCAGAAGAUUACUCCAAUAUUUAGUUUUAUUAGCAUUUUAUUCAUUUUAAAGCACUCAAAUCCAGGGAAACACAGUAUAGCUCCAAUUUCUACACUGUAAAACGUUUAUAUAUCUACAGAUAUGUACAUUAAGGUGUUCUGAAAUUACUAUAUCAAUGCAUAUCUAUACAAAAUAAAAAGUACAUUUCAUAGCAGGUGAAUUUAUGAGUCAUUUAAAACAGUAACUGGAUACAAGCUGGUCAGAAACAUUGGAGUUUUGAGUCGUGCAAGGCAUAUAUUUUUUUGCAGUAAUCUGGAGAAAGAAGGUCAUAACACCCAUGGUGACAUAAGUGUCACAGACCCUUUGAAAGCUGUGUAAAGUUCUUAAUAGCACUCUCCUUAACUCUAACUCAGGAAGUCCUCAAGUAGCGUAUACUGAACAUCCUGAGAUCUGAGUUAGUGCUGAGGAUACAACUAAAGAUAGCGUGUUUAAAACUUUAUUAUUUGCUUCUACAGCUCUGUUCCAACCAUUUAACCAUUUAAAUGCUUAAAUGAAUGCUUUUCUACCUAUAUAAGUAGUUCUGACCUGAUUUCUAGAACAAAUUGUUAAAAAUAGUUAGGAAAACCAGCAUUAGUGAGCUGCUCAUUGAAUUCAUCUGAUUCAAUUUGGAAUUUGGUAUCAUGUUAUAAUGUUGAAAUGGAUCUAGUCUCUUAGAGGUUAAGAAAAGUCUGAGCAACAACAUGUUUACGUACAAGGCUUAUUUAUGUGUGCAAAGUAUAAAAAAAAAAUUACAGUGCAGAUAUACUGUAGGUCAAAAUAAAAUUGUAAGGACUAAGAAAUGAUAAUAAUAAAUAAUAGUAGUAGUACAGCUCUACAAUACUCAAGUCUUUCCCACCCAGCAGAUUCAUUAAUGCAUUAUAAAAGUGCAGUGCACAACGCAAACAACAGCACUAGACCUGAUGUGUAUUGGUGUUACAAACUGUUUCUGUCAAUCUGGCAACGCACCACCAAACUGUGAUAAGAUUAGAUUUAUUAGGACACAACUUAUAACACAAAUUUCCCACACGAUCACAUGGCCUUUCAAUCUCAACCCUAACCUCUAACCGAUAUAAUACAGGUUUACUAGAGCAGAAAGCAGAGGCAGACUUGUGUCCAGGGCACAGAUCUCUGGAGUGUGCCAGCAGGAGUUAAAAACAGGGUGCUUAUAGGGUGUCUUGACCAGAGACUCGCUAAUCCCCAAUCAGCUGUUAAAAAUAUCCUCACAACUUCUCAAGUACCAGACUAGAGAAGCAGACUGCAAAAAAAGAAGCCCAGCAGACUUGUGUAAUGUCUAUUUAACAGAAGGGAUGUAGUGAUAUAUGAUAAAUGUGAAAUGGCUCAAUAGCAUACUGUAUUCCAAACCCCUUACUGAAAAAACAGGGAACACUUUAUUUAGACGGUCCAUUAUUUAGUUGGAUUGCAACUAAACGUUCAGUUGAAUGUUAUGAUUCUCUACAAAAUCUAAUUCUAAAACUAACCCUAACCUUAAGCCAAACCUUAACCAUGAAUCAAUGCUAAAACCCAGCCCUAACACCUAACCUAAACCUUAACCUUAAAUCUAAGCCUACAUCUAACCUAAACCUUAAGACUAACCUCAACUGUUAAUCAACCCUAAACCUAACCCUAACCUUAACCCUAACCUCAACCAUUAAGUAACCUUAAAAACCCUAAGCCCUAACUCAAACCUUAAAAUCAACCCUAAACAUAAUCUUAACCCUAAGCCUAACCUCAACAAUUAAGCAACCCUUAAACCUAACCCUAACCCAAAGCUUAAACUAAACUUUAAAUCUAUCCAUAAAGCUAAUCCUACCCUUGAGCCUAAUCUCAAACAUAAUUUAACCCUAAAAACAAACCUUAACCUAAACCUUAACUCUAUCUAAACCGUAUCCUAAACCUUUAAUCUAACCCCAAACCUAAUUCUAAAAUUUGAAAAUUAGGGUUCAAAUACAAGUUGGGUGUAAUAGUCUAUCUAAUUAAUCCUUUAGUUUAUUUAAUUAAUCUUUCAUUUAUGUAGAUAAUGUAAGCUUCUAUUGGAACUGAACAAAUUACGCAGAAAAAUCUACAUGUCCUGCCCAACAUAGGAAUAACUGAAAAUAAGUGGAGUGUGUAAUUGGCCUUCCAAGGUAGGGAGAAAAUUAGGGGGAAAAAAAUGACUCCAUAAAAACAUUAUAACAUUUUAAUCCCAUCAUACCAAAGAAAACACUAUAAGCUCUUUAUUUAUUGACAUAUUUUAUCUUUGAGAAAUGUCUUUAAACAUACUUUGUAUUUCUUCAGAUUUGUCUCAAAUGUCUUAUUGUACAUAAUCAUUUUAAUAAACUGCAUGUUUUAAAUAAUGGUCUACAUACAUGACAUCAUUCAAUAGAUCAAUAGAUAAUUAUUUAUUCAUUUGUGACUCAUGUAUUUACAUAACCUUGCUGCCUAUAUGUAACUUAAGUGUCUAUAUAUACUGUAUAUGAACACAAUAUAUUGCAAAAAGUAUCGGCUGACCUAUUACAAUCAUUAAACUCAAGUUCCAAUCACUUCUACGGCCAGAGGUGUGUAAAUGAAACCAAGCACCUAGACAUGCAGACUGCUGCAAAAAAACAUUAGUGAAAGAGUGGGUGGCUCUCAAGGGGUCAGUGUAUUUCAGCGUGGUACUAUGAUAGGACGCCACCUGUGCAACAAGUCCAGUCGUGAAAGUUCCUCACUACUAAAGAUUCCACAGUCAACUGUCAGUGAUCCUUGUAAAAUGACAGAAAGAAUCUCUACAGACCUCCAAACUUCAUGUGGUGAUUUAGAGCUUUAUGGGUUUAAUGGGUUUCCAUAGCUGAGAAGCUCCAUCCAAGUCUUACAUCACCUAACACAAGGCAGGCGAGCGGAUUACUUUGCCAAUACUUUUGGCAAUAUAUUGUAUCUAUAAUGUGUACAUACCCUCAUAUAUAUAUAUAUAUAUAUAUAUAUAUAUAUAUAUAUAUA